Molecule: messenger RNA, 594 nt
Organism: Mercenaria mercenaria
Lineage: Eukaryota; Metazoa; Mollusca; Bivalvia; Venerida; Veneridae
Product: layilin-like
Exons: 3
Coding region: 1-594 (197 amino acids)
Biological process (GO): biological process involved in interspecies interaction between organisms
Cellular component (GO): external side of plasma membrane
Molecular function (GO): carbohydrate binding
Source: RefSeq, a predicted model, not a curated record
AUGUCCGACAUUUCCCUGUCACACUGCACAGCAGAAUGUUUUGUCAGUACGAAGUGUGAAGUGUUCGGAUAUACAUUUGCGGGCAAAAAGUGCUAUCUGUACGACGACUCGUUUGCAGUUUCUACGGCCCAGUCGUGCUCAGGGAACACCGUUAGUUAUUAUAGAGUAACAUGUGGACAACUGGCAACGUACACAUAUGUGAGCUCUUUGAAGAAAUGUCUCAGUUAUAAAUCUGAUCAACGAAUGGUCUGGGAGGACGCAAGGGACGCUUGCAGAGAUGAAGGCGGCCAUCUUGUGUACGUUAAAACGCAGGAAAUUCUGGACUAUAUCAUUGGGCAUAGAGAAACAGAAAAUACAAAAUACUGGGUAGGUGGAAAGCAGACCGAACUGGGCUCCAACGUUUAUGAAUGGUUGUCAGGGGAAACGAUAGAUUCCACGAACGGAGGUCAGCUCUGGUUGCCGGGGAGACCCAAAUUCAGCGACCCAACCUCAGAAUACUGCAUUUUGACAAGAGAAGUAGAUGAGAGUUUUGUAUUGAUUGACUCAGCGUGUAAUACGACAAGGAAGUUCUUCUGUGAAUUAGACAAUUUCUAA